Messenger RNA from Myotis daubentonii (Daubenton's bat), 3472 nucleotides. RefSeq names its product U2 snRNP-associated SURP motif-containing protein-like. Gene Ontology annotation, biological process: RNA processing. Gene Ontology annotation, molecular function: RNA binding. The record is from RefSeq and is a predicted model, not a curated record. NCBI's taxonomy places the organism in Eukaryota, Metazoa, Chordata, Mammalia, Chiroptera, Vespertilionidae. Gene Ontology annotation, cellular component: nucleus.
GGGGCAAAGCUCAAGAUGGCGGACAAAAUGCCAGACGGCUCUCAGAAGGCCAGUUCAAAUCUAAGAUCAUCAGAUGUUCAUUCAUCUGGAUCUUCAGAUGCACAUAUGGAUGCAUCUGGACCCUCAGAAAGUGAUAUGCCAAGUCGAACACGACCUAAGAGCCCAAGAAAACAUAAUUAUAGGAAUGAAAGUGCCCGUGAAAGCCUUUGUGAUUCUCCUCACCAGAAUACUUCAAAACCUCUUCUAGAAAACAGACUUAAAGCAUUCAGUAUUGGAAAAAUGAGUACAGCUAAGUGAACUUUAAGUAAGAAGGAGCAAGAAGAAUUGAAGAAAAAGGAGGAUGAAAAGGCUGCUGCUGAGAUUUAUGAGGAAUUUCUUGCUGCUUUUGAAGGAAGUGAUGGUAAUAAAGUGAAGACAUUUGUGCGCAGAGGUGUUGUUAAUGCAGCUAAAGAAGAACAUGAAACAGAUGAAAAAAGAGGCAAAAUCUAUAAUCCAUCUUCAAGAUUUGCAGAUCAAGAAAACCCUCCAAAUAAGUAAUCCAAUGAAAGACCACAAUCUCUUCUUGUGAUAGAAACCAAAAAACCUCUACUGAAGAAACGGAAGAAAGAAAAGAAAAAAAGCAAUUUGGAAAUCUUCAAAGAAGAAUUGAAACAAAUUCAAGAAGAGCGUGAUGAGAGACAUAAAACAAAAGGCAGGUUAAGUCGAUUUGAACCUCUUCAGUCAGAUUCUGAUGGUCAGCGGCAUUCCAUGGAUGCACCUUCAAGAAGAAAUAGAUCAUCUGUUCUGGAUGAUUAUGCUCAUGGGUCACAUGAUGUGGGAGAUCCAAGCACUACUAAUUUAUACCUUGGAAACAUUAAUCCACAGAUGAAUGAAGGAAUGCUGUGCCAAGAAUUUGGAAGAUUUGAACCAUUAGCCAGUAUGAAAAUUAUGUGGCCUAGAACUGAUGAAGAAAGAGCAAGGGAGAGAAAUUGUGGCUUUGUGUCCUUUAUGAAUAGAAGAGAUGCUGAAAGAGCUUUAAAAAAUUUAAAUGGAAAGAUGAUUAUGUCUUUUGAAAUGAAGUUAGGUUGGGGUAAAGCUAUGCCUAUUCCUCCACAUCCAAUAUACAUUCCACCGUCUAUGAUGGAACAUAUCCUUCCCCCACCUCCAUCAGGACUGCCUUUUAAUGCGCAGUCUAGAGAGUGGUCAAAAAAUCCCAAUGCUCCCAUGUUACCACCACCUAAAAACAAGGAGGAUUUUGAGAAGACUCUGUCGCAAGCCAUAGUCAAAGUGGAUCCAACAGAAAGGAAUUUGCUCGCCCUGAUACAUCGAAUGACAGAGUUUGUUGUACAUGAAGGGCCAAUGUUUGAAGCUAUGAUUAUGAACAGAGAAAUCAACAAUCCCAUGUUCAGAUUCUUAUUUGAAAACCAGACACCAGCCCAUGUUUACUAUAUGUGGAAGCUUUAUUCGAUUCUUAAAGGAGAUUCUCCAAAUAAGUGGCGGACAGAAGAUUUUUGUAUGUUCAAAAAUGGAUCAUUUUGGAGGCCACCACCAUUAAAUCCAUACCUGCAUGAGAUGUCAGAAGAGCAAGAAACAGAAGCUUUUGUAGAGGAGCAUAAUAAAAAGGGAGCACUUAAGGAAGAACAGAGGGACAAAUUAGAAGAAAUCCUGCGAGGGUUAACGCCAAGGAAAAAUGAUAUUGGAGAUGCAAUGGUUUUCUGUCUUAAUCCUGAAGCUGCUGAAGAAAUAGUGGAUAGCAUUACUGAAUCAUUGUCCAUCCUAAAGACGCCCCUUCCCAAAUAGAUUACCAGAUUAUAUUUGGUUUCUGAUGCUUCGUACAACUCUUCAGCAAAAGUUGCCAAUGCUUCAUAUUAUAGAAAAUUUUUUGAAACAAAGUUAUGUCAGAUAUUUUCAGACCUCAAUGCUAUCUAUCGUACAAUUCAAGGCCAUUUACAGUCUGAAAACUUUAAGCAACAGGUAAUGACCUGCUUCAGAGUAUGGGAAGAUUGGGCAAUUUAUCUAGAACCAUUUUUGAUCAAAAUGCAAAAUAUUUUCUUAGGACUUGUAAAUAUUAUUGAAGAAAAGGAAACAGAGGAUGUACCAGAUGACCUUGAUGGUGCCCCUAUUGAAGAAGAGCUUGAGGGUGCACCUUUGGAAGAUGUGGAUGGAAUUCCUAUUGAUGCUACUCCCAUUGAUGACCUUGAUGGAGUCCCUAUAAAGAGUUUUGAUGAUGAUCUUGAUGGAGUGCCUUUAGUGGAUGCCACUGAAGACUCAAAGAAGAAUGAGCCUAUCUUUAAAGUUGCUCCAUCAAAAUGGGAAGCUGUAAAUGAAUCUGAAUUGGAAGAAAAGGCUGUAACAACUUCUAAAUGGGAGUUAUUUGACCAGCAUGAAGAAUUAGAAGAAGAAAAUCAAAAUCAAGAAGAAGAAAGUGAAGAUGAAGAAAAUACUCAAAGUUCCAAAUCUGAAGAACAUCAUUUAUAUUCUAAUCCAAUCAAAGAAGAAAUGACCAAGUCCAAGUUCUCUAAAUACUCUGAAAUGAGUGAGGAAAAACAAGCCAAACUUUGCAUGAAGUUUCAGGAUGAACUGGAAACUGGAAAAUGGCCUAAAAAACCAGGCCAGAGCUUUCAGGAGCAAGUAGAACACUACAGAGACAAACCUCUUCAAUGAGAGAAAGAGAAAGAAUUAGAAAGAGAAUGAGAAAGAGAUAAGAAGUAUAAAGAAAAAUUGGAAUCUCGAUCCAAAGACAAGAAGGAAAAAGAUGAGUGUACUCCAACAAGGAAAGAAAGGAAAAGGCGACACAGUAUGUCCCCUAGCUCAUCUCGCAGUAGCAGUGGUAGACAAGUGAAGUCCCCAUCACCAAAGUCGGAGCGAUCAGAGGAUUCAGAAAGAUCGCAUAAAGAGAGUUCGAGAUCCAGGUCAUCUCACAAAGAUUCUCCUCGAGAUGUUAGCAAAAAGGCCAAAAGAUUACCAUCUGGUUCAAGAACGCCUAAAAGGUCUAGGCAAUCACGAUCUAGAUCCCCUAAAAAAUCAGGGAAGAAAUCCAGAUCCCAGUCCCGAUCUCCACACAGGUCUAAUAAAAAGUCAAAGAAAAACAAAAAUUGACAUACAUUUUUAAGAUGCUGUCACUUAUUGGAAAUGCAAUUUUGUUUUGUGCCUGAAUGGUCUGUUUUAAAAAAAAAAUCAAAUGAAAGAGCAUUCCUGGGAUUUUUGUUUGUUUAUUUGUGAAGCAUGUGUAAACUCAUGAGUAACUGCAUCUGUAGACCUGUCAUUGUUUUAUAUUGUGUAAAUUACUUUUGUUGUGGCUGUUUUCAAGAUGAAAUUAUUGUGGUAAUGAAUUUCAUCAGAAAUGUGUAUAAUGGAUCUGCUGGCAGUAGUAUUUUGUUUUAGAAUGCUGUGACUUAGCAAAACUAAUACAGAUGUCUUCCCCCAUUUUGUAGCUUUGGCAAUUUGAAUUAGAUUUCAAAUAAAAUCUGAACAGAAAACAAACAAACAAAAA